Molecule: messenger RNA, 2408 nt
Organism: Pistacia vera
Lineage: Eukaryota; Viridiplantae; Streptophyta; Magnoliopsida; Sapindales; Anacardiaceae
Product: fimbrin-2
Exons: 14
Coding region: 156-2150 (664 amino acids)
Biological process (GO): actin filament bundle assembly; actin filament network formation
Cellular component (GO): actin filament bundle; actin filament; cytoplasm
Molecular function (GO): actin filament binding
Source: RefSeq, a predicted model, not a curated record
CACAACGCAUACUUUGCUUUGCUUUGCUCCACUUCCAGUCCCACCUAGUCACACUCUGCUCAAACCAAACCAAAACAAUUUAGAUUCAAAGAACCUCUUCAAAUCUUUUUCCCUUUCUCAGUCUCACAUAAAAUUUCAAAAUCAUUUUCUAGAAAAUGUCAGGGUACGUCGGAAUUUUGGUUUCAGAUCCGUCGCUCCAGAACCAGUUCACGCAGGUGGAGCUUCGGAGCUUAAAGACUCACUUUAUGAGCAUGAGAAGAGAGAGUGGAAAGCUUAUUGUGAGCGACUUGGCUUCGAGGAUGUCCAGAUUGAAGGUAGUCGGAGAGAAUCUCAGUGAAGAAGAACGAGCUUUGUUUAUUCAAGAUUUGUAUCCGAACAACCUCAUCGAUGAGGUUGAUUUCGAGCUUUUCUUGAAAGUCUAUUUGAAACUACAAGCGCAUGCCCAUGCAAGAACAGGAACUAAUGCAAAGAACUCAUCUGCAUUCCUCAAGGCUGCAACUACUACAUUGCUUCACACCAUUAGCGAAUCAGAAAAAUCAUCAUAUGUUGCACAUAUCAAUAACUACCUAGCAGAAGAUGAAUUUCUGAAGAAAUACCUCCCAAUUGAUCCUUCGUCUAAUGAUCUUUUUGAGAUUGCAAAGGAUGGAGUUCUUCUUUGUAAGCUUAUCAACGUGGCAGUUCCUGGUACAAUUGAUGAAAGAGCUAUUAAUACUAAGAGAGUGCUUAAUCCAUGGGAAAGAAAUGAAAAUCACACACUCUGCCUCAACUCUGCUAAGGCCAUUGGAUGCACUGUAGUCAAUAUAGGGACCCAAGAUUUCAUUGAAGGAAGGCGUCAUCUCAUGCUUGGACUGAUUUCUCAAAUCAUUAAGAUACAAUUGUUGGCAGACCUCAACCUGAAGAAAACACCUCAGUUGUUGCAGUUGGUUGAUGAUAGUAAGGAUGUGGAAGAGUUGAUGAGCCUACCUCCGGAGAAGAUCUUAUUGAGGUGGAUGAAUUUUCAUCUGAAGAAAGCCGGAUACAAAAAAAUAGUAACCAACUUUUCUUCUGAUAUAAAGGAUGGAGAAGCUUAUGCUCAUCUUCUAAAUGUCCUUGCCCCUGAACAUAGUAAUCCAUCUACAUUGGCUGUCAAAGAUCUGUUGCAAAGAGCAAAGUUAAUUCUUGAACAUGCAGAUAAGAUGGGUUGCCGGAGAUACUUAACUGCUAAGGAUAUUGUGGAGGGUUCCCCAAAUCUCAAUCUUGCUUUUGUUGCACAUAUUUUUCAGCAUAGGCAUGGGCUCUCAACCCAAACAAAACAAAUAUCUUUUCCUGAAACUUUACCUGAUGACACCCAAAUUUCUAGAGAAGAAAGAGCAUUUCGCUUUUGGAUCAAUAGUCUUGGAAAUUCAACAUAUAUAGACAAUGUCUUUGAGGAUCUUAGAAAUGGGUGGGUGCUUCUAGAAACUCUUGACAAGGUGUCUCCAGGGAUUGUUAAUUGGAAGAUUGCAAAUAAGCCUCCAAUCAAGUUGCCGUUCAGGAAAGUAGAAAAUUGUAAUCAAGUGGUAAAAAUAGGGAAACAAUUGAAGUUUUCCCUAGUUAAUAUUGCAGGAAAUGAUAUUGUGCAAGGAAAUAAAAAGUUGAUAUUAGCAUAUUUGUGGCAAUUGAUGAGAUACAAUAUCCUUCAACUUUUGAAGAAUUUGAGAUUCCAUUCCAAUGUAAAAGGAAUUACUGAUGCUGAUAUUCUAGAAUGGGCCAAUACGAAAGUGAGCAACUCAGGAAGCCAAAGUCGCAUGGGUAGUUUUAAGGAUAAACGUUUGUCAGACGGCAUUUUUUUCCUUGAGUUACUUAGUGCUGUUCAGCCUAGAGCUGUAAAUUGGGGCCUUGUCACAAAAGGAAUAACUGAUGAGGAGAAAAAGAUGAACGCCACAUAUAUCAUCAGCAUCGCAAGGAAACUUGGAUGCUCAAUAUUUUUGCUUCCAGAAGACAUAACUGAGGUGAAUCAAAAAAUGAUCCUUACAUUGACAGCUAGUAUUAUGUACUGGUUCAUGAAACAACCUGUGGAAGAGAAACCGUUUUCAGAUAGCGAAAAUGGAAGCCAGUCGGAAACAAUCUCAAAUUCAACAAUCGAUGACUCAGCCUCCGAGUCUUCAAUAGAAGAAAAUGGGAACAUAUAAAUAGGUGACCAUUAUUACUACAUACAUGCUCACAAUUCUGUUUGUCUUCUGAAGUUUCAUUUUUCUUCUUGAUUAAAAAAAAUUUGAUUGCAAAGUUGCUGUAUGACACCAUAGGAUUUGGAGUGUUCCUAAAGCAAAUUUUGCUAAAUAAUGCAAUUGCAUAUGUGAAUAGUUUUUCUUUCAUUUUUUUUUUUUUUUUUCUUUAAUUAAUACCUAUUGUAUCAACUGUAAUUUUGAUAACAGUACCCAAUUUCAUCA